CGGAUGAGGGACCCUGUGUGAUCGCAUAAUUUGCAACUAGUAUUGAAAAUGAAAACGACGCUUCUGUGAAUUGUGGUUUAUAAAACAAAACAAACAAAUGAAUAGAAGGAGUUGGUAUUUGGUAUCAGUGUUGCCUGAGCAAAAUAAACCUGCUAAAAUGAAAAUAAAAGUGGCCAGGGAAAAGAACGCACUUUUUUAAUAUAUGAAGAAGCCCUGCAUAUAAUGUGUGACGUUUCUACCUUUCUGGAGCUACCCAUGGUAACAGUGCGGCCACGCUCACCUCUGCCAGCUGUCGCACAGCCGACGCUGUUCGGAAAGGUCUUUUUGUAAAUUGUACAAAACAAAUUGUCCAGAUUUGCGAAAGACAAGGCAUGUUUCCUAAGUUUUUCAGCUGGCAUUUCCAUCAGGAUAGCGACUCAUGGGAUGUAGUAUUUGGAGAAAUAGGAUCAACCUUGGACUGUUGAAGGCACAAUCCAAAGUGCCGAUGUUUUUUACCAUGAUCAUUAUUUUCACUUAUUUAUUUUACUGUCUGGCGGGUUACUGCGAGACUCUACCACGGCCAGUGUAUGAUCAGCGUCACGCUACCAGCCCAAGUAAAUAUCACAGUGGACAGAAUGCCUUUCAGGUGCAAAACAGCAUUUUGGACGGAGCAGGUAUCGCUAAAGACAUGCCAAAUUCACCAACUAAGACUAACAGAACUUUGCAAAGUUCUGGGGUGAGAGCGCUGCCUGGUUCCGACAAACUGCAUUCCAUCCUGCGACAGAUCGGAGACGUGCAGAGGCAGAUUUCUGAUGGGGACAGGGAGCAGUUGCAAGAUGCCAGCAGCAGCAGCAUAUCUGUUUUCAAUAGCUUUGGGGGUAAAAAGUUCCCGCAGGCGAUCAUCAUCGGGGUAAAGAAAGGGGGUACCCGCGCGCUGCUGGAGUUUCUCCGGAUUCAUCCCGACGUCAGAGCUGUGGGCGCCGAGCCUCAUUUCUUCGACAGGUUUUAUGACAAGGGACUGGAGUGGUACAGAAACCUGAUGCCGAGGACACUGGAUGGCCAGAUCACCAUGGAGAAGACUCCUAGCUACUUUGUGACCAAGGAGGCACCCAAGCGCAUCUUCAACAUGUCUCGGGAAACCAAGCUGAUCGUGGUGGUGCGCAACCCAGUGACAAGGGCCAUCUCGGACUACACCCAGACCCUGUCCAAGAGCCCAGCCCUGCCCAGUUUCCGGACACUGGCCUUCAAGAAUGCCAGCACAGGGCUGAUCGACACUUCCUGGAGCGCUGUGCAUAUCGGCAUCUACGCCAAGCACCUGGAGAACUGGCUGCAGUAUUUUCCCCUGUCCCGUUUUCUUUUUGUCAGUGGGGAGAGGCUGGUCUCGCACCCUGCCGAUGAGAUGGGCCGCGUCCAGGACUUCCUUGGCCUCAAGCGGGUCAUCACCGACAAACACUUCUACUUCAAUGAGACCAAAGGCUUCCCCUGCCUCAAGAAGCCCGAGGGCAGCAGUCGGCCACGCUGCCUCGGCAAGUCGAAAGGGAGACCUCACCCACAGAUCGACCCGGAGGUAGUGCAGAGACUGCAGGAGUUCUACAGGCCCUUCAAUCUCAAGUUUUACCAAAUGACCGGACACGACUUUGGGUGGGAUUGACUUCCUUUUCCAAUGGCACUUUGAUGGACCUUCUUUAUUAUUUUAAGAAUACAUAAAGAAUCAAUCAUUCAUCCAAUCAAUGGCUAGCACCUACUGUUGUACAAUGAAGCUUUCCAUGUUUUGUGUAAACUAUAUAUCUGUAUGCAAUGUGAAGUUAUAUGUUUCCAGUGGCAUCAACAGAAGCUAUGGUCUAGGAUUUUUUCUAGUACUCAUACAUGAGAAGAUAAUAAAGCAAUUCAUUGGAGGUGGCAGGUAGAAGAGAUCACCUUAUUUAUGAGCAGAAUGUUAAUUGUGUUUAGAUACAUUAUAAGGGGUGUGAAGGGGGUAAAUAGAGGGACUGAUUUACACACAGUGCAAUAAGAAUACAGUCAGACUGUAUCCCUACAUCUCAAAUAGUCAUAAUCAAUCAAUCAUGCACAUAACAUUUGAAAUAAGAUCUGCUACAUUCACAAUUUAAUGUUCUUUGUUUUAUUGAUCUAUGGUUCCUGAUCAUCAAUGCUGUUUGACACAGUAUUAUAAUUAUAAUUAUUGUCAUUAUUGUUGUUAUUAUUAUUAUGAUUAUUAUUGUUAUAGUUGUUAUUAUUUUGUACUAUUUUAUAAAAAGAAAGGGAUAUCAUAUUCCAGCUCUUCACAAAUGCAGGUUUUGGGGAACCACAGAAGCAUUGGGUAGAAAUUAUGACAUUCUAUUGUAUUUUUUUUUUUUUUUUUUAUUGCUGUGCUCCUUCAGUAUCUCAAAUGUGAGCAGCAGCCACUUCAGAUCAAUUUUUGGGAUCCACUCAAUUAAAGAGAAGAGGUUUUGUAGAUAGCCUUUUGAACUUUGUACUGUGUAUUAUACAACUACCAAGGUGAAUUUUUAGAUAUUUUCGGUAUUUAUUUAUUCAUUUUAUUUUAAUUGUAAUAUUUAUGUUCAGUUCAUCCCUUAAUACAACCCUGGACUCAUUAAACUACCCCACUCCACAGUGCUCCACUCUUAUCCUCCUCGGGCCAUGCAUCCAUUUGUGUCAGGGUUUUCAUUUCUAAUUCAUACAGUACAUAGUAGCGUUAGUGCAGUUUAUAUAGGUUUGUAUGGGUCCUAUUCCCAAAUAACAUUCAUGAAAAUGUUUACCAGGCAUGGGCAACUCCGGUCCAGAGAGCCAUUCUAUACCAAGAUUACCAGCUCUAAUGAAGUAGUUAACUUGUAUAGGACUUGCAUGGAAGUUUAGUUAAAAACAUGGUCAGGAAGAGGCAGGGUUGCCCGUCCCAAAUGUUUUUAACAUUUGCCUGUUGCUGGCUUCUUUGGCAAUGUCUGUCUCAUGUAUAGCAACAUUAUAUUAUUCAUAAAAUCAAACACAUAUGUUAAACAAUGAGCUUUGUGAAUAUGGCAUAUACAUUUGAUUGAAUUAUGUAGAGUAGAAUUAAUUUGUGUAUUUUACAAUUUAGUUUCACAUGUAAGUAGUCCUCCCAAAUGUAUCCACCCAGUAUGCAGCAUCUAAGUGAUAUCAAAUUAAUAUUACAUUUAGAAUAUUUUAGUUUUAGAAACUCUGCACUCACAUGGGAGAUAAUGCUGAGCUCCCAAGACAUGUGAAAACAAGCAAACAAACCAGGAAACACUGCAUCACUGUGAACAUUAUAAAGUAUUGCAAUGGCAGAUCCUUAAGCUUUGAUUCAAUUCAGGCCAGCGUUUGCAUUCCCCAUAAACCUGUCAAUAACUAUAAAUGUAAAUGGCUGGAUAAUAAUUUAUAUUGUACAUUUUAAGUAACUGAGGACUUAAGGUACAUAACUUCUACAUGGUCUUUGUUUAUGUAAAAUUGCAUUUUUAAUAUUGGUUUCAACAGCAUUUAUUUAAUCUUAUUUACUGCCA
Polyodon spathula (Mississippi paddlefish) is the source of this 3470-nucleotide messenger RNA. Its product is annotated as heparan sulfate glucosamine 3-O-sulfotransferase 6-like. Lineage: Eukaryota; Metazoa; Chordata; Actinopteri; Acipenseriformes; Polyodontidae. The record is from RefSeq and is a predicted model, not a curated record. Bases 419 to 1630 code for a protein of 403 amino acids. Gene Ontology annotation, molecular function: [heparan sulfate]-glucosamine 3-sulfotransferase activity. The transcript is spliced from 2 exons.